AUCUACUCUAUAUAAACCGCACCACUGCCAUGCUAUUUCAAUCACACCACCACCUCGUAGCAAGGUUUAAGCCUGCAACACAACACUAGCAAGUGACGGCAUGGCGAACUCACCGAUGGCGGUGUUGACGGUCAUGGCUCUUGGGCUAGCAGCAGCACUCCUCUCGGCCGCUGGUCCGGCGGCCGCGCAGAACUGCGGCUGCCAGCCGGGCUUCUGCUGCAGCCAGUUCGGCUUCUGCGGCACCACUGAUCCCUACUGCGGCAAAGGAUGCCAGUCCGGACCAUGUACUGGAAGUGGAAGUGGUAGCGGAGGUGUGGGCAGCAUCGUCAGCGAUGCUUUCUUCAACGCAAUCAAGUCCAAAUCCAGCGGCGGCUGCUCAGGCCAAAGCUUCUACACCCGUGCGGCCUUUUUGAACGCCGCUGGUUCCUACUCCGGCUUCGCGUCGGGAAGCUCCGACGCCGCCAAGCGCGAGAUCGCCGCCUUCUUCGCCCACGUCACGCACGAGACCGGACACUUCUGCUACAUCGAGGAGAUCAACGGUGCGAGCCAGAACUACUGCGACACCUCCUUCUCGCAGUGGCCGUGCUCUUCCGGGGCCAAGUACUACGGCCGCGGCCCGCUGCAGCUCACGUGGAACUACAACUACGGGGCGGCGGGGAAGAGCAGCGGCUUCGACGGGCUUGGUAGCCCACAGACGGUGGCGCAGGACCCCGUGGUGGCGUUCAAGACGGCGCUCUGGUACUGGAUGACCAACGUGCACGGGGUGCUGCCGCGGGGCUUCGGCGCCACCACCAGGGCCAUCAACGGCGCCGUGGAGUGCGAUGGCAAGAACACCGCGCAGAUGAACGCAAGGGUGGGCUACUACCAGGACUACUGCCGCCAGCUCGGCUUCGACGCCGGGGGCAGCCUCACUUGCUAGACACGAACUUGCAUGCAGGGCUCGUGAGGAAUAUCUUAGUUCCAGAGUCUACUGUCUAUGAUAUACUUUCUAAAUAAUGGAGCACCCAAUAAAAUUCUGUGCGCCGCCGCACAUUUCCUCCUAGUCAACUCCCUGUAUCAACUUGUCCUUGCACCAUGUCACUUUCAUGUAUUUUUACCGAGAAGGGCCUGAAAUCCGUGGAAAGACCACUUUGACUUGUUAUGAUGUGAUUGGGUAAAUCUAAUUAUGUAUGCUUGUUAUGAUGCCAUAGGGAUUUAAAUCUUCUUAAA
Messenger RNA from Lolium rigidum, 1209 nucleotides. RefSeq names its product endochitinase A-like. Gene Ontology annotation, biological process: chitin catabolic process; cell wall macromolecule catabolic process; carbohydrate metabolic process. Bases 101 to 919 code for a protein of 272 amino acids. Lineage: Eukaryota; Viridiplantae; Streptophyta; Magnoliopsida; Poales; Poaceae. The transcript has 2 exons. Gene Ontology annotation, molecular function: chitinase activity; chitin binding. The record is from RefSeq and is a predicted model, not a curated record.